AUGCAAGAUUCCAGGCAUAACAAGUAUUUGGGGCUGCCUUCCAUCAUUGGGAAAUCAAAAGCACAAGUGUUUGUUGAAGUUAAGGACAUAGUGGCAAAAAAGCUUGCUGGUUGGAAGGGUAAACUCCUUUCAAUUGGUGGGAGAGAGAUCCUUAUCAAAGCGGUGGCUCAAGCAGUGCCUACAUACACUAUGAGUUGCUUUCAACUCCCUAAGACUCUUUGCCAAGACUUAGAAAGUAUGAUGAGGAGCUUUUGGUGGGGGCAAAAGGACAAAGAGAACAAGAUUGCAUGGGUUAGUUGGAGGAAGAUGUGUCGAUCUAAACUCCAUGGAGGUAUGGGCUUCAGAAACAUACAAGCCUUCAACCUUGCCAUGCUAGCUAAGCAAGGUUGGAGAAUUCUCACAAAUCCAGACUCCCUAGUGGCUCAAGUUUUCAAAGCAAAAUACUUUCCUUUUGAUGAUGUCCUCAAUUCCAAAAAAGGGAGUAACCCCUCAUAUGCUUGGCGAAGCAUUCACAAUAGUCUUGAGGUUAUUUGA
Quercus lobata is the source of this 534-nucleotide messenger RNA. RefSeq lists its product as uncharacterized. The transcript has a single exon. The record is from RefSeq and is a predicted model, not a curated record. Bases 1 to 534 code for a protein of 177 amino acids. Lineage: Eukaryota; Viridiplantae; Streptophyta; Magnoliopsida; Fagales; Fagaceae.